CGACAACAUCAAGCAUAAGAACCAUGCUUUCACUGUAAUCAUCAUCACCUCCUGCAAACAUCGCAAAACUCUACUCUGUUCAGCUCGUUCGAUACCCCACCACGUCAUGGUCAAUCGAGGCGCCUCGCGAGGAUGUGUCACAUGCAGACAACGCCGCGUCAAGUGCGAUGAGAGAAAACCUUGGUGCAAGGCCUGUCUUCGUCUUGGCAUUGAAUGCACGGGCUAUGAGAAGCGUGGGCUGAAGUUCAAGGAUGAAACAACUCGAUAUGGAGCGAAUUCAAACGCUGUAACGCGCGUCAGCAAGCGGGCGAAACAAUCGUCACUUGAGAGGACGAUCGUCCGAAUGCCAUCUGAUCAUCCGCAGGAUGUUGCGGUUCCUUUCUUUCUGACAUAUGUUACCGAUGUUGGUCGAAGUCUGGAAUCGACAAGGGGCUUCUUGGAGUUUGUCCGUCCUGCUCUAGCUUCUGAACGACAUGAUUCAGCUUUGAACACUGCGGUGACAGCUACGUCGAUCAAAAUCUGGUCCAUGAUCGGCAAGCUUCCUUCUUCGAGCCCUCUUCCUUAUCAGCUACUGGUGAAGGCCUUGAAGCGGCUUCACCAAGCGACCGAGGAGCAUGUGGAGAGAGGUCGCGAUGAAACAGUGUUAGCGGCUCUUGUCCUCCAGAUGCACGAUACCUUGUCAGCUGUAUCAGGACAAGCCAGAGCUCAUGGAGCGCAUCGUGAGGGAGCUUUGGUUUUGUUAUUACAGCGCGAAAACUGUUUUAAGAACUCCAAGUAUUAUGCUCACCUUGUUGGCAACCUUCUCCACUCUAGGGUAUCUGUUUUUGUAAGAAACAGAACACGACUACCGACAACAGAUCUUGAAUGGAUUGAGACUCAGGUUGCUCCAAUCUUACCGAGUAAUCCGAGUUCUUCUCUGGAUAUGAUCGGGGUGUCCAUUGCAGACCUCCAACAUUCUUUCCGUGAUUUGUCACUGGCAACAGAACUCCCUGCUCAGCAUGCAAAGCUGCUGAAACAAGUCAACAAUUUGGACAUUCAGCUACAGGUUUGGAAACAGAACAUACCCCAUAGCUGGUAUCCACAACCAAUGCACAGCGGUAUCGACCUUGAGUUAUCUGUUCAGUCAUAUCGUGGCGCUUGCGAAAUUUACCCAAGCAUACAAGUUGCGAAUAUCUGGAAUGCCUGGCGUAUUUACCGCCUUAUCCUCGAGGAUAUCAAAUAUCAACUUGCCGAGCCCUCUGCCCUAUCUGCGGUCCAGCAUUUUGAUAUUGAGAACGCCAUCUCGGACUGCACAAUGCUCUGGACUUCCAAUGAACGCGAAGUCCAAGAUCUUGUCGACUCCAUAUGCUUCAGCAUCCCAUUCUAUCUAGGCAACUGCAAUUACCCUGCCGAUAUACUUUCAAUGAGAAGCUCUGAUAUCAUAUACCCAAGUUUUCAUGAUCUACCUCCCGAUGAUGAAGCAUAUCUGAGAUUCAAAGCAAGCGAUCAAUACGUCUCGAAACUUGAUCACUCGCGACAUGUCACACUUCACGGCCAGGUCCAUGCGAUAAGUGUCUUAUCCUACGUUAUCGAUAUAUCCAUGAGUAGUCGUCAGAACCGACCAAGCCUUCUGAGAGAGGAGCAAAAGGAAUGGAUAGCAAGUCAGUUUAUUCGGUCCAUUUACUCGAUGAGACCCAUCUUCGGCGGUCUAUCGGAAAGAAGGGCACAUCAAGGGACCAAGGACCUCAAACAUGGCCUGGAAGCGAUGGAUACAGUUUCAAUAGCUAGGACAUUGGCAAUGAAGGUCAAAAAGGAGCUUUGGACUGUUAGCAUUCUGUAAUAGAUCAUAAAUAUCGGGAAAGCAAUGCUUAUCUUCCCAUGAAAGCAGUUGCUUCAAGUAACCUCACAAUAAAU
This is a messenger RNA of Fusarium redolens, 1893 nucleotides long. RefSeq lists its product as uncharacterized. The record is from RefSeq and is a predicted model, not a curated record. The transcript has a single exon. The coding region runs from base 107 to 1819 and encodes 570 amino acids. Lineage: Eukaryota; Fungi; Ascomycota; Sordariomycetes; Hypocreales; Nectriaceae. Gene Ontology annotation, molecular function: zinc ion binding; DNA-binding transcription factor activity, RNA polymerase II-specific. Gene Ontology annotation, biological process: regulation of DNA-templated transcription.